UUUGUGCAGCCACUGCCUGAAGAGGAAGUGACGGUUCGACACGAUCAGGACCCCAGGGAAACCUACCUGGAGUAUCUCUUCAUGCCUGGCCGGUUCACAAAUGCAGCUAUCCAGAAGGCUUUACAGAUCUUUUCUCAAGGAACUGAGAGACACAUGGAUCUGACGUGGGAUGAGUUAAAAAAAGAGGUUACCUUAGCCGUGGAAAGCGAGUUCCAGGGCAGCGUGACAGAAUACGAGUGCUCGCUGGAGGAGUUUUGGCAGCUGCAGGUGGAGUUCUGGUCCAAGUUCUAUGCCUGCUGCCUUCAGUACCAAGAAGCGCUCUCACGGCCCCUGGCCCUGCACUUGAAUCCCUACACCAACAUGGUGUGCCUGCUGAAGAAGGGCUCCCUGUCUUUCCUCGUGCCCUGCUCCUUGGUGGACCAUCUCUAUCUCCUCUCUAACGAGCACCUCCUGACUGAGGACGACGCUGCCAUCUUUGAUGAUUUGGAGAUGUCUCGUGAUGUUGUCUGUCUUGUCCAGUGCCUUCGACUGAUCGGAGAAUCAAUUUCCAUGGAAAUGGCAUUCAUAAUGGAAAUGGCUUGCUCCCGCCUCCAGCCUCCAGAAAAGGCUGCAGAGCAGAUCCUGGAGGACUUGAUAGCUAAUGACACGGAAAAUGUGAUGGAAGAUAUACACAGCAAACUGCAGGAGAUCAGAAACCCCAUCCAUGCCAUCGGAGUGCUCAUCCGAGAAAUGGACUACGAGACGGAUGCUGACAUGGAAAGAGCUCAUCAUCUAAAUAUGCGCAUGAACCUCACCCAGCUGUAUGGUAGCGGUACCGCUGUCAACGUGGUUUGCUGGGGGGUAUGUAAGAUUGCCACGAUCCGUUUCCUGAUCUGUCGGGACCUGUUGAUCCUCCAACAGCUGUUGCUGCGGCUUGGAGAUCCUAUGGUUUUGGGAGGGGGACAGCUGUUCCAGUCUCAGCAGGACCUGCUGCACCGCACCUCUCCCCUGCUGCUGUCCUACUACCUGAUCAGGUGGGCGAGCCAGUGCCUGGCGUCGGACGUCCCUGUCGACACGCUGGAGUCUAAUCUGCAGCAUCUAUCUGUGUUGGAGUUAGCGGACACCACUACUCUAACGCCCUAUAAACUAGUAUCCGGCCCUCAAACAAUUGUGGAGCUGUUCUUUCAGGAAGUGGCCAGAAAGCACAUCAUAUCUCGACUCUUCUUGCAACCCAACACCUCUUUGGCUGAAACAAGUUUGAACUGGCCCCAUCUCAUUACCGCAAUAGUGGCUGACUUUCUGCCGCUCCUAUGGCCCAGCAAUCCCGGCUUCCUCUUCCCCGAGUGCCUGAUGGGGAGCUGUCAGUACACCCAGCUGCAGGAAUACAUUCGCCUGCUGCAGCCGUGGUGCCACGUGAACAUGGGCUCCUGCUGCUUCAUGAUGGGCAGGUGCUACCUCGUCAUGGGUGAGGGGCACAAGGCUUUGGACUGUUUCUGCCAAGCUGCGUCAGAGGUGGGAAGAGAAGAGUUCUUGGACAGGCUGAUCCAACCUGAGGAGGGUGAGAUGGUCUCCACUCCCCGCCUGCAGUACUACAACAAGGUUCUGCGCUUGUUGGACAUGGUGGGUUUACCAGAGCUGGUCAUCCAGCUGGCUACCCUGGCUAUCAUGGAAUCGGCGGAUGACUGGAGAAGCCAGGCUACUUUGAGGACUUGCAUCUUCAAACAUCACUUGGAUUUAGGACACAACAGUGAAGCAUAUGUAGCCUUAACGCAAAACCCAGAUCCCAGCAGGCAGCUGGACUGUCUGCGCCAGCUAGUGGUGGUUCUCUGUGAGCGCUCCCAGCUCCAGGACCUGGUGGAGUUCCCCUAUGUGAACCUCCAUAACGAGGUCGUGGGGAUCAUCGAAUCUCAUGCUCGGGCGGUGGAUCUGAUGACCCACAAUUACUACGAGCUGCUCUACGCUUUCCACAUUUACCGCCACAACUACCGCAAGGCUGGAACAGUGAUGUUUGAAUACGGCAUGCGCCUGGGCAGGGAGGUGCGGACGCUCCGAGGGCUCCAGAAACAGGGAAACUGUUUCCUCGCUGCUAUUAACUGCUUACGGUUGAUCCGCCCAGAGUACGCCUGGAUAGUGCAGCCAGCUUCUGGAGCUGUGUACGAACGCCCUGGAGCAUCCCCGAAGAGAAGCCACGACGGGGAGUGCACGGCUGUUCCAACAACUCGCCAAAUCGAGAUCCUGGAGCUGGAGGAUUUGGAGAAGGAAUGCGUGUUGGCCCGGAUCCGGUUGACUCUGGUGCAGCAUGACCUGUCAACAGCGGCUGUGGCAGGCAACUCUACGCCUGAAGAAACGGUUGCUCUCCUGGUCCGGGCCGGCCUUUUUGACACCGCCAUCACUCUGUGCCAAACGUUCAAGCUGCCCUUGACGCCCAUCUUUGAGGGACUCACUUUCAAGUGCAUCAAGCUGCAGCUGGGAGGGGAGGCAGCGCAGGCAGAGGCCUGGGACUGGCUAGCAGCAAACCAGCUCUCCGCCCUGGUUACCACCAAGGAGUCCAGCGCCACAGAUGAAGCCUGGCGGCUGCUGUCGUCCUAUUUGGAGCGUUACCCGUCCCAGAACAGCCUGUACCAUCGCUGCGUCAUCAACAAGCUCUUGGCGCAUGGGAUACCUCUGCCCAACUGGCUCAUUAACAGCUACAAGAAAGUGGACGCUGCCGAGCUGCUGCGUCUCUAUCUGAAUUAUGAUCUGCUGGAAGAAGCUGUGGAUUUGGUCCUGGAGUAUGUAGACGCUGUGCUGGGCAAAGGGCACCGGUAUUUUGGAAUCGAGUUCCCGCUGUCCGCCACGGCCCCCAUGGUGUGGCUGCCCUACACCGCCAUCGACCAGCUGCUCCAGGCGCUGCGGGAGAGCACCACCAACCAUUACAACGUUGUGCUCUAUGAGAAGCUGCAUGACAAGAUGGAGGACUACCAGCAGAAAGUCAGCGUGGCUACGCGGGAUCGCCUGUACCGUCGCAACUAGUGGGCAACUAGUCGCCCGCCCGGCCUCGGCCACCGCCCGCAGGCCCCCGGCUCUGGCUCAGGACAGCACCCGCUCAAGGUGACGUCCCCGGGAGCUGACGCCGUCCCACCCCGCGCUGGCUCAGCCGCUGGUGCUCUUUUUACUCGUUUUUUUGCCGUAAGGGUCCAGUUUGAGGAGGUGGAGCGCACCUUCAGCGUGUCACCUCGCCGUCCCUGUCCCCUCUGGGGGGGGGGAGUGAUCGGUGAUUAGCAGAGCUCUGGGGUGCAACCAUCGCCAGGGCAGCCCCCUCGCUCUCAUCCUGUACCAUACGUGGCAAGUUUCGGCGUUUCUUUUAUUUAUUGUUGUGUUUUUGGAUGAACUUUAAUAAAAUCAAAGCGUUAUUACA
Messenger RNA from Gymnogyps californianus (California condor), 3376 nucleotides. RefSeq names its product nucleoporin 160 (gene NUP160). Gene Ontology annotation, cellular component: nuclear pore. Gene Ontology annotation, molecular function: structural constituent of nuclear pore. Lineage: Eukaryota; Metazoa; Chordata; Aves; Accipitriformes; Cathartidae. The record is from RefSeq and is a predicted model, not a curated record. The transcript has 27 exons. The annotation marks the transcript as partial.